Podarcis muralis (Common wall lizard) is the source of this 4532-nucleotide messenger RNA. RefSeq names its product delta like canonical Notch ligand 3 (gene DLL3). Gene Ontology annotation, molecular function: calcium ion binding. The record is from RefSeq and is a predicted model, not a curated record. Gene Ontology annotation, cellular component: membrane. Gene Ontology annotation, biological process: multicellular organism development; Notch signaling pathway; cell communication. NCBI's taxonomy places the organism in Eukaryota, Metazoa, Chordata, Lepidosauria, Squamata, Lacertidae.
UAUAAGAGCUUCGGAGGGGCCCCUUUACGCUUCCAUUCAUAAGCUGCGCGCGUGCCUUCCUGCUCCUGUUUGAUCUCCAGCCUGUUCCCCGGCGCGGCACCUGCGGCUUCGUCUGCGCUCCCCGCCGCUUUGGCUCAACUUCUCCCCUUCUGCUGCUGCUCUUGGACGCCGCUCGCCGGGGACUUGGCUCUCUGCAGAGUCUCAGGAGCUUGCCUUCCUCCUCUCCUUGGAGUCCCGGCUACAUGGCUCUCCGCCUCCUCUUCUCCGGCUUCCUGGCGCUGCUGUGCGCCCCGCGGGCUGAGCUGGCUGGCGUCUUUGAACUUCAAGUCCACUCCUUCACCACCACCAGCCUGCGGAGCUUCUGCCACGGCGGCCAGCCCUGCCGCCUCUUCUUCCGCGUCUGCCUGAAGCACGCCCAGGCCGUGGUUUCCCCGGAGCCCCCCUGCACCUUUGGGGCAGCCUUGAGCGACAUCGUCCCUGCUGACCACAACGCCGUGGCCACCAGCGGGCCCAUCCGGGUCCCUUUCCACUUCAAGUGGCCGGGCACCUUUUCCCUCAUUAUUGAAUCUUGGAAGGCAGAAUCAGGAGAGCCAUCGACAGAGGAUGCCCAGAGGUUGAUCAGUCGCUUGGCUACGCGCCGCCGCUUGGCUGUGGGUGAGGAUUGGUCGCAAGAUGUGCAGCUGGGAGACCAAAGUGAGCUGCGCUACUCCUACCACGUCACCUGCGAUGAGCACUACUAUGGGGAAAGCUGCUCGGACUACUGCCGGCCGCGGGACGAUACCUUUGGGCACUACACCUGCAAUGAGCUGGGCAGCCGAAUCUGCCUGGCAGGGUGGCGGGGCGAAUACUGCUCUGAGCCAAUUUGUCUGCCCGGCUGCAGCAACAGCCACGGGUACUGCGAGAAACCCGGAGAGUGCAAGUGUCGUAUCGGCUGGCAAGGGCACUUCUGCGACGAGUGCGUCCGCUACCCAGGCUGCCUCCAUGGCACCUGCGUGCAGCCCUGGCAGUGCACCUGCCAAGAAGGUUGGGGCGGGCUCUUCUGCAACCAAGACCUCAACUACUGCACCAACCACCGCCCGUGCAAGAAUGGCGCCACCUGCACCAACACAGGGCCGGGGAGCUACACCUGCAGCUGCCGGGCUGGUUUUGCGGGGACGAAAUGCGAGAUCGAGACCAACGAAUGCGACAGCAACCCUUGCAAGAAUGGAGGCAGCUGCAAUGACUUGGAGAAUGACUACAAAUGCACCUGCCCUCAAGGUUUCUACGGCAAGAACUGCGAAGUCAGUGCUAUGACCUGCGCCGAUGGGCCUUGUUUCAAUGGCGGGACCUGUGUGGAGAAACGGAUUGGCGGCUACACUUGCCACUGCCCAAUGAAUUACCACGGUUCCAACUGUGAGAAGAAGAUAGACCGCUGCAGUAAUAACCCGUGUUUGAACAGUGGACACUGUCUGGAUCUGGGCCGCAGUGUGAUCUGCAAAUGCCGUCAGGGUUUUGCUGGCCCUCACUGCGAAUUGAACAUUGAUGAUUGCGCCGGAAACCCUUGUGCUAACGGCGGCACGUGCAUCGACGGCCCAAACAGCUACACCUGCUCCUGCACCCUGGGCUAUGGCGGAAAGGACUGCGGUACCCGCAUGGACGCCUGUGGCUCCAACCCUUGCCAGAAUAGUGGGACCUGCUACACCCACUUCUCGGGCCACGUCUGUGAGUGUUCCUCCGGCUACAUGGGCUCCAGUUGUGAGUUCAGAGUCCAGGUUCCCACCCCCGUGAGCAGCCAGCGGGUGGCUGAAGGCCCUUUCCCCGUUGCCCUGGCCGUUUCGUUUGCUCUGGGGCUCAUGACGUUGGUGCUCGCGGCAUGUGCCGCCGUGGCUGUGCUUCGGCACAUGAGGCAGGGCCGCAAAGCUCUGAAAAGCAGUGUCCGCAAUGACCUGGCGACCAUCAACAACCUCAAGGAGAGAGAUGGCUUCCUCAUCUCCCCCGGGCGCUUUAAGGUCUCGAACAAAGACAGCCGAUUCGGUGGAGACCAGUUCAACUGCAAAAGGAAGUUGCUGGAUCAGAGCCGUGAGUCUGUCUGCAAGAAGAAGCUGGAAAAUAAAAAAACUGAGCCCACCCGGUCCAUUGCUCCUGCUGGAUACCCCAAAGAAGGCACCUACCACCCCAUCUAUAUCAUCCCAGACCAGAUGGAGCAGUGCAUUUAUGCAACCGAGGUCUGAAGAAAACCCUUCUCCCAAGCCUUGGACUCCACCGCCUGAAUUUUAUUUUAAUUCCCCUCCAAAUUCUCAGCUAAAGGAAUGUUUACAGAGCAGACUGAACGGACUCCCGGAGCAGCCAAUGUCUUACCAUUAUUAAUUUUUGAUCUAUAUAGUAUUAUUAUAAAAAAAGACUCCUUUCUUAAAGGAAAAUAUUUAAUAUUUAUUCUUGCUGCUAUAUUUUUUUAUUUUUGCAUCAAGAGCAACAGACUGACUCAGAAUCCUAGGAAGCGAUCGCUGGAUUGGGAAGUCUUUGAAAGUCAGAGCUGGGUUUUGGAGAGGUUUGUUUGGGUUUUCUCUUGAAAGCGGGGGAAAGAAGGACGGAGGCUGAUUUGGGGGGGGGGAGGCUGCCCUAGGAUUGUCUAAUCUGGAGAAAAGGCAGGUCCUUUUCCCACACAAGUGCCAGGAAGGAAGCAAGGAUUUUUUUUCAUGUUCCUAUUUUUUAAUAUGUUUUUAAACUGUUGCCCUUUUUAAACUGGUUUCCCUUCCGUUUUGUGGGCUCUUCGCCUCAGCCCACGGUGACUCUCCUCUCAGUCUGAAGGACAAAACUGCCCUUUCAUUCAACCACCGGAGAGGUGCAGAAAAAAAAACGACCCCCCCCCAAACAGGAAGCUGUGAUUGAUUGGAUUUGAGUGAUGCCACACCUUUCAACUACAAAAGAAUCCACAAGGCACCUUUCAUUGAAAAAGGAAAAAGGGAAAAAAAUUAAGAAAGCACAAUGUGCAUCUGUUGGCUUGAUGUAGUUGUAAAAAAAAACCAAGGAGAAGAUAUGCUAAGGGGGACCCAGGUGAGAUACUCACCUGUAAAAGUACCUGGCAGGACAGGUUCCAGGUGUCCCUCUUAUUUUGCCAGUAGUAGUUCCUGAAGAAGCAUUUUUCAACUGGAGGAAAUGCUAUGGUCUUGCCACUCUUAUCACCAUACAGGGACAGCAUUUAUACAAGGCAAGUAGCAUGUGGGAGACUAACAGAUUUCUCCCUUUGUAGUGGAAGUUCCCUGGUGGGUUGGUUUUAAUCAGAGACUGGGAACCUCUGGUCCCCAGGCUGGGUGUGGCCCCUGGAGGCUUCCCAGGGCCACACUUACCUGGCCCCACCCUCUCUCCCUCCCGUUCCAUGGUGGCCGUAGGAGGGAGGGGGGGAAAGCAGCAAACAGCAGGUCCCAGGGGCCUAAUCUGGAUCAGGACCCAGGUGGCCGUUUAACCCUUCAGUGUGGUCCUGAGCUGAAUUGUGGCCGCCCUGCUGCCCAUCCACAGAUCCUCAAAAGCUCAUUUAGGUCUCUAGCCCCACCUACUGCUGGAAUAUGGCCUGCAAAGAUUCCCUAUCACUCUUCUGAAUGAUUCGGGAGGAGAACUCAACCAGACUCAUAGGGGACACCAUUGUCCUUCAUUGGGCAGAUUCUGUUUAAGAGGACUUUGUGUCCUUGGGGUGCGUUGCUUUCGAAGGCUCCCCACCACCACUCCCUCCACAGGAACAACCCCUCUUGGCCACCACAGAGGCCUCCUGGUCAUGGAGAUGCGCCUGGACCAAAAGCAACGUGGAAUAUAAAAGCGCACUCUGGCAAGAGAGAAGUCAUCAUUUUUGGCUAUCAAGUCCAAACGGAAUCCAUUGUGCUUUACCUGACCAAUUGGAUGAACGUCGCGAUUGCUUAUUUUGCUUUCUGAAUCUUUUUUAACACAUUUUGAGAGAUGAACUUCUUGUUCUGUUACCCCACAAAUGGCAAAUUUGAAGCUUCGUAUAAAGAAAAGUUGAACAUUUCCCCCCCCCCAAUAAUGGUGAGUAUUUUUUAUACAAAAAGGAUGAAGUGAGUGGAAUCAUGCUUUGGUAGCAACUUGGUCAGUUUACUACAGCUGCGGCAACCUUUUCAUUCCAUUAAAAAAAAGAUUAAGACUGCAAUCCUAGACUUGCUUACCUGGGAGUAAAACCCAUUGAAAUCAAUGGCUUUUACUUCUGAGUAGUCGUGUAGGAUUGCAGUUACAUUUUCAGCCUCUGAUCCUAAUGUCACAGAUUUUAACAGAAAUAUUUUGGGAUGCAUAGCAGUUCUUGUUCCUUUUUAAACUGUUCCCCUCCCCCCGCCCCAUGUUUUCUUUUUUAAUUUAAAAACACAAUAAAUACUGUGUACAAAAGAAGUCUGCUGGAGAUGCUUUAUAAACAUAUUUAAGUUGUAUAUACUGUAUAUUUAUAAGUGCCAUGUUUAUAUAUCCUCCCCCACCCUCUGUGACUUUUUUUAUGUAUGGUCCUUUCUCUCAAAAGAAAGUUAUAUAAAAUAUCUAUUUUGCUCAGUGAAACCGAA